Molecule: messenger RNA, 1497 nt
Organism: Balaenoptera ricei (Rice's whale)
Lineage: Eukaryota; Metazoa; Chordata; Mammalia; Artiodactyla; Balaenopteridae
Product: glycerol-3-phosphate dehydrogenase 1-like protein
Exons: 3
Biological process (GO): carbohydrate metabolic process; glycerol-3-phosphate catabolic process
Cellular component (GO): cytosol; glycerol-3-phosphate dehydrogenase (FAD) complex
Molecular function (GO): NAD binding; glycerol-3-phosphate dehydrogenase [NAD(P)+] activity; protein homodimerization activity
Source: RefSeq, a predicted model, not a curated record
AUGGCCUAUGCCUUCAUGAAGCUUACAUUCAAUUUUUUUUUCCCAUCCUUCUUGACAGAUAAUCCAAGACCAACAAAUACAACUUCAGUAGAAGGGAAGUACAAGAAUUCAGACUAUACUCGAAGGGUUUUGUUUUGUUAUUUUAAGUGCUUGUGAUUUGCCCUUGCUCAAGAAAGCAUCUGCUCCAUAACCUAUUCAUCAGAAACCUGUGGUUCAAGAAGUUGCAAAGACCUUCCCCGGAUUACUAUCAUCUCCCUUCUACAUGAGGGUCGGUUUCCCCCAGGAGGCACCAAGUUACCGUUUCUGGCCUCUGGCCCACCAGAUAGUGAAAGUGAAUGGGCCUGGGCCGAGCAGGCGGAGACAGGCGGCCUGCUGGCUGGGGAGGUGCAAGCCAGGCUGCAGCGUUCCUGCCUGGCCACGGCAGCUUCACCCCUGAAAGUGUGCAUCGUGGGCUCGGGGAACUGGGGUUCAGCUGUUGCAAAAAUAAUUGGUAAUAAUGUCAAGAAACUUGAGAAGUUUGCCUCCGUGGUCAAGAUGUGGGUCUUUGAAGAAACAGUUAAUGGGAGAAAACUGACAGACAUCAUAAAUAAUGACCAUGAAAAUGUAAAAUAUCUCCCUGGACACAAGCUGCCAGAAAAUGUGGUUGCUAUCCCGAGCCUCAGUGAGACUGUGUGGGAUGCAGACCUGCUGGUGUUUGUCAUCCCCCACCAGUUCAUUCACAGGAUCUGUGACGAGAUCUCUGGGAAAGUGCCCAAGGGCGCGCUGGGCAUCAGCCUCAUCAAGGGCAUAGACGAGGGUCCCGAGGGGCUGAAGCUCAUUUCCGACAUCAUCCGAGAGAAGGUGGGCAUUGACAUCAGUGUGCUCAUGGGAGCCAACACUGCCAAUGAGGUGGCUGCUGGGAAGUUCUGUGAGACCACUAUCGGCUGCAAGGUAACGGAGAAUGGCCUUCUCUUCAAAGAACUUCUGCAGACUCCAAAUUUUCGAAUUACGGUGGUUGAUGAUGCAGACACUGUUGAACUUUGUGGUGCCCUGAAGAACAUUGUGGCCGUGGGAGCUGGGUUCUGCGACGGCCUCCGCUGUGGCGACAACACCAAAGCCGCCGUCAUCCGCCUGGGGCUCAUGGAAAUGAUCGCCUUCACCAGGAUCUUCUGCAAGGGCCAAGUGUCCACGGCCACCUUUCUGGAGAGCUGCGGCGUAGCUGACCUGAUCACCACCUGCUAUGGGGGCCGGAACCACAAGGUAGCAGAGGCCUUUGCCGGGGCCGGAAGGACCAUUGAAGAAUUGGAGAGGGAGAUGCUGAAUGGGCAGAAGCUACAAGGACCUCAGACUUCCGCUGAGGAGUACCGCAUCCUCAAACAGAAGGAGCUGCUGGACAAGUUUCCACUGUUCACUGCGGUGUACCAGAUCUGUUACGAAGGUAGGCCCGUUCAAGAGAUGUUGUCUUGUCUCCAGAGCCAUCCAGAGCAUAUAUAAAGUGAAUUAUGCAACAUGUCAGGG